GUUCGUCGUCUCCUUGAGUGGCGUACCCAGUCUGCGUCGCUUGAAGAUGGGAGCAGACUCAUCUUCUGAUCCGCUCGAGUCUGCCAUGGCGGGCGGGCGUCAGUAGCCUCGAGCCUGGCUUUCGUCGCGAUUGAUCGAUUGACAGCAGCAGAAGAAGCGCGUCACGUCGUGGCAUGCUCGCAAAAGAGCCGGCGCAUGCUCAAGGUGCCUGCUUCUAGCUUGGGCGCAGAAUGGGUCGCACUAUGCAGUAUAGAAGCUCGGUUCUCUGCAGGCUCAUUCGUGCGAGCUGCUGUCGACUCGUGCUACAGCUAUCCGAGUGACCAUGGAGCGGCGACUUUCGAUAUCGUCUCGGAUGACAGUGGCCCUUUCGAGGCACACGCUACACGGCAUGACCCAACACUGCAAGACUUCAGAUGUACACGUAGGAUCGAGCGGGUUCUGCACUCUCCCGACACGCCCAUCGAGCAAACAUAUCUGUUCUACAUUGCCCGAGUUCCCAGCAAGCCGCACGAUAUAGCGCUUCUGGUGGGCACAAGCUAUCCAGGAUCAUGCAAACGGUACACAGCUUUCAGGAUGAGUCAGGCCGACUCGAGGCUUGAGCUGCUCGAAGCAGUCCCCACUACGAACGAUGGCACAGAUGACCGCAAGCAGAUCGACGAGGCGCGCAAGACGGCGGAAAUGCUGCUUGCAGACCUCGAUCGUCGCGCUCGAGUGCUGCCGGAGCCGUCACACAGCCCUUUUACUAUCUGCUCAGCUAACGUUGAAGCUCUCUGCGAGAGGCUAAAGGAUAAGCAUGCCUGGAUUAUCGACGCGUUUCCGAAGAGAGAACUUGCGGUCAAGCAUCUACAGGAGGACGCGGGCUUAGCUGCCUAUACGAUUUGUCUGUUCGACAAGCUGUAUGGGCCAGGUGGCCAACCCGAAGGAGGUUUUGUUGACAUUGGCUGCGGCAGUGGUUUGCUGGUUCACAUACUUACACAAGCGGGAUACCGUGGCUUUGGACUCGAUGCUCAGCGAGAUACGCAUUGGGAUCUAUGGCAGAGCUUCGAUGGCACCUCGGCGGAUCUGCGUCAGAUCGAGCUCAAUCUCUGCAGCCAAUUCACUUGCGCAGCUGAAGAGCUCCCAGCGGGCGCACACCUGAUCGGCAACCAUGCAGAUAAGCUGACGCCCUGGCUGCCCCUUUUGGCUGCAAAGUCACACGCAAGUGGUUUUAUCAACGUUCCUUGCUGUCCUCAUACACUUGAUGGUUCCUUCAUCGCACAAGUCCAUCGUAUGCCCGCAAGCAUUCCUGCUCGAAUGCUGUAUGGGUAUGGCAAGCAAGGCGGCAUGCGUCUGAAGGCUAGUCGAUCGGAAGCUUAUCAGGAUUAUCUCUGUGAUCUUGCUUGGCAAUGUGGCUGGGUCUCCAUGCGCGUCACCAUGCCUAUCUCCGCCUUGCGCAAUGUCGCACUCAUCGGAUUGUCACGCACCUGGCACGAUGCCCAGCUCGAUAACGUCGAUCAAGUCACCCAGAAGCUGCAAUAG
Messenger RNA from Mixia osmundae IAM 14324, 1518 nucleotides. RefSeq lists its product as uncharacterized. Gene Ontology annotation, molecular function: tRNA (uridine) methyltransferase activity. Gene Ontology annotation, biological process: tRNA methylation. The transcript has 5 exons. NCBI's taxonomy places the organism in Eukaryota, Fungi, Basidiomycota, Mixiomycetes, Mixiales, Mixiaceae. The coding region runs from base 196 to 1518 and encodes 440 amino acids. The record is from RefSeq and is a predicted model, not a curated record.